Molecule: messenger RNA, 1576 nt
Organism: Vigna umbellata (rice bean)
Lineage: Eukaryota; Viridiplantae; Streptophyta; Magnoliopsida; Fabales; Fabaceae
Product: putative mitochondrial saccharopine dehydrogenase-like oxidoreductase At5g39410
Biological process (GO): glycolipid biosynthetic process
Cellular component (GO): lipid droplet; mitochondrion; plasma membrane
Source: RefSeq, a predicted model, not a curated record
GAAACAAAACCCAAUCUUAAAAAUUAUACUUUAAUUCAUACCCAAAAGAAUCACUUACAUCAUGAUAUCCAAGAUUUGAGCUUUCAACCAUUAACAAUUCUCUUGCAAAAAUCAAAGGAACUCCAUGAAGUGUGUUUUUGUUGUUCAUGUGUUCAUGUGAAGAAGUGAAAAGUGAGAAAGAAAAAGACAUGGCAGUGUCAGCACCAACCUCAAAGUUCGACAUUGUAAUCCUCGGAGCCUCUGGUUUCACCGGCAAGCAUGUUCUUAGAGAAGCCCUAAAAUUCCUCACCAAUUUCAACUCCAUCGCCAUAGCGGGCCGCGACACCUCCAAAUUGGCCCAAACUCUCAACUGGGCUGCCAGGCCCAAUCCGCCACCUUCCAUCCCCAUCCUUGCCGCCGACACCGCCGACGCCGCCUCCCUCCGGGCGCUAUGCGACCGCGCGCGCAUCCUCCUCAACUGCGUCGGCCCCUUCCGCCGCCACGGGGCGCCCGUUGUCGCCGCGUGUGUAGCCGCCGGCUGCGACUACCUCGACAUCACCGGCGAGACCGAGUUCAUGGAGCGCAUGGAGCGUGAACACCAUGUGCAGGCUGUAAAGAACGGAGCUUUGGUGGUUUCGGCUUGUGGGUUUGACUCGGUGCCGGCGGAGAUGGGGUUUUUGUUCCACUCGAGGCAGUGGGUGGGCCCGGCCCGGCCCAACAGGGUGGAGGCGUAUCUUGGCUUGGAGUCGGAGAGGAGGAUUGUGGGGAAUUUUGGAACGUUUGAGUCUGCGGUUAUGGCUGUCAAGGAUUUGAAGGAGAUUGAACAGCGUAGAGUCAUCAGAGUAAAACCUAAGAUUCCUGGGCCCCCACCCAAGGGAGAAAUAAUAGAACACCAGAAGAAAAUAGGCAUGUGGGGUGUAACACUACCAUCAGCAGAUGCAACUCUUGUUGGAAGAACUCUUUCAACUCUAACAGAAUCCCCUGAUGGACUACCUGGGAUGAAUGAAAGUGAAGAGAUGGUUGAGAAAAGGAAAGCCUUCUGGUCAUCUGUGAAGCCGGCUCAUUUUGGAGUGAAACUGGGCUCAAAAUCUUUGCUGCACAUGUUUGGAUUUAUUAUGAUCGGAAUGCUGAUUGGUGUUUUGGGAAGAUUCUCUUUUGGAAGAUGGCUUCUGUUGAAAUAUCCUUCCAUCUUCACCUUUGGAGGGUUCAGCAAGAAUGGACCUUCUGAAGAAGAGAUUGCGAGUGCUUCAUUUAAGAUGUGGUUUAUUGGAGAUGGUUUCAGCAAUGAGAGGCUUGCAGCAGAGGGAAAGAAGAAACCUGACAUGGAAAUUAUUACAAGAGUAAUGGGACCUGAAAUGGGAUAUGUGAGCACUCCUAUAAUUCUGAUUCAGUGUGCUCUUAUUCUUCACAGCCAAAGAGAGAAUCUACCAAAGGGAGGAGUUUACACUCCUGGGAUUGUAUUUGGUGCAACUGAUCUCCAGGAACGGCUUCAACAAAAUGGAAUAUCUUUUCAUGUCAUAUCAAAAAGUUCCCUUUCUACAUGACACUCUGCAGUUCAUCUUUCAUUGGUCUGAAUGCACAAGUUAUGAUAAAGAAA